UCCCCUAAAAUUCGAAUUCCCCUCCCGACGCCAUUUCCACUAUUCACCAAAAUCACGAGAGGAAUUUAUCCAUUUUUGCGCCGAAAUGCUGUUUGUUGUUUGCGAUUGUUGUACCCAUUUCAUCUUCUUCAAUCUUCCAUCUGUUUUUUCUGUUCUAAUUUCCACCCAAAUGCAAAUUUCUCGCGGUUCGUUUCGUCUUCCAUGAAUUUCCCUUCGUCUUCUGUUGAAUUUCCCCCCAAUCAAGGCAUUUUCACCUUUUCCCCUGUUUGUAUUCUCUGUAUUUUUUAGGAACCAUUUAGUUUUUCGUUUUGCCUCAUGGAACAAAGAAUUGUUGUAUUGAGCCCUAAUGCGAUUACUACGCAUUUCGCGCCGUUGUUUGUUAAUAGGCGAUGCCGAGAAGAAGCUUGGCGAUGAAUUUGGGAUCAAUCUCUCGGACUUUUUCUAAACGUAAUUGCAGAGUUAAGUUUGUGGGUUGCAACAGCAUAUGUGCUUGGAUUAAUCUUUGCUGGACAUGUCGUUGAAGUUGCACCAUAUUGAUCUAAAGGGUGGUUCAGGUACCCAGAAAAGGCUGAAUGAUAUCUCAGCUCAGUCCACAAAUAAGUACUGUGCAGAUUGUGGAUCUCCAGACCCAAAAUGGGUAUCGUUGAGUUUUGGGGCAUUUAUUUGCAUCAAGUGCUCUGGAGUACACCGGAGCCUUGGAGUGCACAUAUCCAAGGUUCUUUCAGUGAAGUUAGAUGAUUGGACAGAUGAACAAGUUGAGGCUUUGAUGAGUGCUGGUGGAAAUACUGCUGUAAACAAGAAGUAUGAAGUUUACAUCCCAAAAGGCAACAGAAAACCUAAGCCAGAUUCCUCCAUAGAGGAUCGUCUAGAUUUUAUAAGGAAAAAAUAUCAGCUGCUGCAAUUUGCAAGCUUUGAUGACCAGUUUUUCUGUGCUUUUCCACCCACGGAGAAGAGAACUGUGUCAUUCUCCAAUACCACUUCGAAGGACAAUGGAAACCAAGAAAAGCGAAAUAAUGAUAAACAACCAACAAAAAGUCGAAUUGGAAAUGCAUUCCGGAAUAGCUGGGGAAGAAAAGAUUCUGAACGUAGGAGCUGCAAGAAGGGAAAUUCAUUGGUGUUAAGCAAUUCAAUGGCAGGUAUGGUUGAAUUCGUUGGUUUAGUUAAGGUGAACGUGGUUAGAGGAACCAAUUUAGCUGUGAGGGACGUCAUCACGAGCGAUCCGUAUGUAAUUCUCUCGUUGGGGAAUCAAUCAGUGAAGACUCGUGUUAUAAAGAGCAGUUUGAACCCAGUCUGGAAUGAAAGCCUAAUGUUGUCUAUUCCAGAUUUCGUUCCUCCAUUAAGGGUGCUUGUAUAUGACAAAGAUACGUUUUCAACCGAUGAUUUCAUGGGUGAAGCAGAAAUUGAUAUCCAUCCGCUGCUCUCCGCAGCCCAAGCUUGUGAGAAGUCCACAGCCUGUGAACCCAUGCAGCUAGCAAAUUGGGUUGCAGGCAAGGAGAACACUCUUGCAAAGGAUGGCAUCAUCAGUCUUGUGGAUGGGAAGCUACGACAAGACGUCUCCUUGAAGCUGCAGAACGUCGAGAGGGGCGUGCUGGAUAUGGAGCUUGAAUGUCUUCCCCUUUCUCAGUAGCUGUUCAUUCCUCCAUCAUCCUAAACUCCUAUCAAACCUGACAUUAGGUAACUAUUGACCAAUCUGAACAUAACUUAACUCGUAAAGACAUAUUCUCGAUCAAAUCGUCAGAACUUUGAUUCUUCCAUCUCGCUCAUUUUGAACUUGAAAAAGUAUUAGGAAACCAUAGAUAGAGCUCGUUUUGGAGAUCACGUCAAAUCAAUGUACAAACGAACGACCUGUGUUGAAGAACUAUUGUCUCUGCUACAAUAUCCUUAGAGCAUGUAUUCUCAUUAACAUUAACCCCUUGUAAUGUUUCUGUAAAGUGUAUUCUAUGUGGUGUUGAGGAACAUUCUACAGUUUGUUAAUAUGAUGGAAAGGAGCAAGAACUUGGCCUUUUCUUGUA
Messenger RNA from Cucurbita maxima (winter squash), 2012 nucleotides. RefSeq names its product probable ADP-ribosylation factor GTPase-activating protein AGD11. Lineage: Eukaryota; Viridiplantae; Streptophyta; Magnoliopsida; Cucurbitales; Cucurbitaceae. Gene Ontology annotation, molecular function: phospholipid binding; GTPase activator activity. The coding region runs from base 512 to 1627 and encodes 371 amino acids. The record is from RefSeq and is a predicted model, not a curated record. The transcript is spliced from 9 exons.